AUGCCAUCGAGGACACGAGUACGAAAGGCAGACCCGCUGCCAUACCCGUCGAGGCCCUACUUAGCCCUUGGCCUCGAAGGCAGCGCCAACAAGCUCGGUGCCGGCAUUGUCCUGCACAAGCCCUUCGACCCUCCAUCCUCGUCCUCCUCAUCCGCACCGUCAUCUAUCUCCUCUCGGUCCGUAGGCCAAGUUGAGAUUCUUUCGAAUGUACGACACACCUACGUUACGCCGCCCGGAUCCGGCUUCCAGCCAAGUGACACUGCCAAGCACCACAAGGAAUGGAUCAUCCGCGUCAUAUCCGAAGCCGUCCGUCGGUCCGGUCUCGAGUCGCUCGCCGAUGUCGACUGCAUCUGCUACACAAAGGGUCCUGGUAUGGGCGCACCACUCCAGAGUGUAGCCGUGGUAGCUCGCACCCUCGCUCUCAUGUACAACAAGCCGCUGGUGGGCGUCAAUCACUGCGUCGGCCACAUCGAGAUGGGUCGCACCAUUACCGGCGCCCACAACCCCGUCGUCCUCUAUGUCUCAGGUGGCAACACGCAAGUCAUUGCCUACUCCGCACAGAAGUACAGGAUUUUUGGCGAGACGCUCGACAUUGCCGUCGGCAACUGCCUGGACAGGUUCGCACGCGUCAUCGGGCUAAGCAAUGACCCGAGUCCUGGCCAGAACAUCGAAAAGGAAGCGCGGAAGGGCUCAAAGCUCGUUCCCCUUCCCUACACCACCAAAGGCAUGGAUGUCAGCCUGGCGGGCAUUCUCAGUGCCACCGAAGCGUACACGCGGGACAAGCGUUUCAAGCCGAAUCCUCGGGUCGAGCACUCCGAUGCAGCCGUCGGUAGCCUAGCCAAUGGCGAAGUGUGGACGGGCGAAGGCGGCGGAAAACACAUCGUCAACAUGGCCGACGAGACACCAGCACGCACAGAUGCAGACGUCGACGUCUCCCAGUCCGGUCCCUCGCAGCUCGACGCAUCCGUCAACACCAUCACCCCCGCCGACCUGUGCUUCUCGCUGCAGGAGCACAUCUUUUCGAUGCUCGUCGAGAUUACCGAGCGCGCCAUGGCACAUAUCGGAUCCAAAGAGGUGCUCAUCGUGGGCGGUGUGGGCAGCAACCAGAGGUUGCAGCAUAUGAUGGGGGUCAUGGCGAACGAGAGGGGUGGAAGUGUGUUUGCCACGGACGAGAGGUUCUGUAUCGAUAAUGGGAUCAUGAUCGCCCAUGCGGGCUUGUUGAGUCAUAGGAUGGGACUCGAUACGAGUCUGGAGAAGAGUACGGUGACGCAGCGAUUCAGGACGGAUACUCCCAACAUCACGUGGCGAGCAUGA
Kalmanozyma brasiliensis GHG001 is the source of this 1314-nucleotide messenger RNA. RefSeq names its product Gcp-like domain protein. The coding region runs from base 1 to 1314 and encodes 437 amino acids. Gene Ontology annotation, biological process: tRNA threonylcarbamoyladenosine modification. Gene Ontology annotation, cellular component: EKC/KEOPS complex; cytoplasm. Lineage: Eukaryota; Fungi; Basidiomycota; Ustilaginomycetes; Ustilaginales. The record is from RefSeq and is a predicted model, not a curated record. The transcript has a single exon.